Molecule: messenger RNA, 2811 nt
Organism: Aplysia californica (California sea hare)
Lineage: Eukaryota; Metazoa; Mollusca; Gastropoda; Aplysiida; Aplysiidae
Product: WD repeat, SAM and U-box domain-containing protein 1
Exons: 12
Coding region: 166-1776 (536 amino acids)
Biological process (GO): protein ubiquitination
Molecular function (GO): protein binding; ubiquitin-protein transferase activity
Source: RefSeq, a predicted model, not a curated record
GUAAGUGUCACAUGACCAAAGUUUUCAUGGGUGACGGAAUCUGUGGCACUGAUACAAGCAGUAGCCCACGAGCGCACAGUGUAACGUUCCGUCGGAUAUUUCACAAUCGAUAGUUCACAUCAUCAGAUGACCACUUUUCCUCUGGUGCUUCGGUGAAAAGGAUUCAUGUUUGUUUCAAGACCCCAAGUUUUUCACGGGGAAGACUAUAGGACUUCUUCUGUUAUGACAGACGCGCGAAUUCGAGCGCCAUGCAGUCUUGUUGCAAGCAACACACACACAAUAACGACGCACACAUCAGACGUCACAUGCCUGGCCUUCUCCGCCACAGUCCUGGCCACCUGCUCGUCUGACCGCAGCGUUCGUCUGUGGGGAGCCAAAGAUUUCUCUGAGCUGGCCAGCUCACCUAUGCUGGGGCACACCUACAUGAUCCAUUGUUGCGCUUUCUCCCCCUUGGGCUCCGUCCUAGCGACUUGCUCCACCGACGGCACGCUGCGACUGUGGGACGUGAAGACAGGGGAGACCACUGCCAUCCUGGCUCACCCCAGCAAGUGUGCCAUCCGCGUGUGCCAGUUCUCCUCAGACGGGAAGCUGUUGGUCACGGGGGGAGAUGACGACACAGUGUGUCUCUGGAAUGUCGCGGACAAGAAACUCGUCAGAUCGUUCAAGGGUCACGACGAGAGUGUGAUGGCUGCGACCUUCACCCCGGACGGUCACUACGUGGUCAGUGGGAGCUCCGGCGGUGACCUGGGCGGGGACCUGCUGGUGUGGGACGCCCUCUACGGCCACGGCAAGGCCCUCAAGCGGGUGGCCGACUGCCACGACCUGGGGGUGGCCUGCUGCCAGUUCUCUCCCACCUACGGAUCCGCUGGUCAGCCGUCACCGUCCGGCUCCGUGCGACAAUUCCUGUUGGCCACUGGUGGGAAGGAUAACCUGGUCAAGUUGUGGAUGUUCACAGCAGAGGUCGGAUCUGUCAAUGUAACGGUGAUCCUGGACACAAUGCUACCAGGACACACCGACUCUGUUCUGUGGCUGGCCUUCUCCCCAGACGGGACGCUGCUUACCUCGUGUUCCUUAGACAAAACAGCUCGACUUUGGAAUGUGGAAACCAAACAAACACUGAUUAGCAUCGAUGGACAUUCCAGCUACGUCACAUCCUGUGCCUUUUCAAGCAACAGCAAGUGUCUGGCAACUGCCUCCAACGACAACACGGUGAAAGUCUGGCAACUGAACGACACCUCUGACAUAAUGACAGAAGGCCUCAGCGGCUACGAGCAGGGAGAGGAGGUGGACUCUCUGGCCGGCGGAAGCUUCUCAAAGGUUGCCAUGGAGACGUGGAGCGUGGAGGACGUGUGCCACUGGCUGGUGUCGCUGGGUCUGGCCCAGCUGGAGGACAAGUUCCGGGACAACGCCAUCGAUGGGCGGGAGCUGUUGGGCUUGACGGGAGAGGAUCUAAGGACGUCGUUGGACGUCGCUGCUCUGGGCCACAGGAACAAAAUCCUCCGCGCUCGGACGGCCGUCCAGCGACAUCCGAUCGGUGGCGGUCGGUCAGAGCCCGCGGACACGCCCGAGGAGUUUUUGUGUCCCAUCACGCAGGAGAUCAUGAAGGACCCGGUCAUUGCUUCAGAUGGCUACACGUACGACCGGCCUGCCAUAGUGGCCUGGAUGGGUCGCGGUGACCAACGCAGCCCGAUGACCAAUGUCCAGCUCAACUCGGCAGAGCUCACACCAAACAGGACACUCAAGAUGAUGAUCCAGAAGUUUCUGCAGAACCCUUGAGGACCUUUCCCCUUUCACCUCUGACCCCUGAACCCUCGAGAAGUUAGCGGGACAAAAUUUUCUACCACACUUGGAAAUAUCUGUUAUUGGUAUUAGUAUUUUAACUGAGAGCUGUGAAAUCAAAAAGGAAUUAUAUUUUGAUGGCAACUAAGUUUACCAUUUUCCACAUUUUUCAAACUGUAUCUACCUCUUACCUCUUGCAGUGAUGUUUGAAAAAUUUGUUCUACAGCUUGUCUGCUUAAAUAUAUUGAAGUUUUUUUUUUCUUUAUAAAAAAAUAUAUUUUACUCGAUAGGGCUGGUAAAAGGUUGUGUUUCGUUUCGCUGUGAUUGUUACAGGAUGCUUCUGUCAAAUCUGACAUUGUAUAGUUUCGCCUUAGCCUUUUGUUUGCUUUUUUGCUGGACUUUUAAAUUGUUUUCUUUAACUUAAACCCUUUAUGACCGAAAUGGAGUCGUAUCGUUUUUAUGAACUUUAAGAAAUGUAUUCCUGUGCUGGUAGUUUCGGGUUUGUUUGUUUUUUGUCUUGUAUUGUAUUGCCUAUACCAGGAAUUUUUCUUCUGAUAAUUGUAAUGAGGGAAGAGGAAAUAUUCAUUAUAAUUAUGAUAAUUUAUGACAUCUAUAGCGCUCAACCCAGGCAAAAGAAUACGAUCAAACCUAAACAGUGUACUGAGUUCUAGCUAAAAAUUUAGAAAUCUAAAAUAUUCUCUCAAAUUCUUGUGCCUCAUGACACCGGCCCUCAAUGACCCCUCCCCACACGAAGUGUCACUGACAACCGUUGACAUUGUUCUCGAGCAUGAGCUCCGUAACAGUCAUCUGAGGUGUAGCGGAUAGGCGCUUUGCUUUUGCAUUCAGGAGAUUUGAGUUCAAUUCUCGAGUUGGGAAGAAAAUUUUUAUCAAGUAUCUCCUCCUUUCUCCUGGGACGAUGCAUCCCUCUCAGCCCUCGUUGGCUCUGAUAGGCAGGGGUGGAAGCCCCCCUCCUAGAUAUUCUAAAUUGUGGUGGAAUGUGAAAGCACGUACAUUUAAAAGAAGAGAAAAAAA